AUGCGUGUUGUUUAUGCUAUCCCUGAACAUAGGGAAUUCAUGCACACUGGAUCGCCCUCUGAACCUAUACUGGCAGAGGCUGCAGGGAGGCACCUGAAUUACCCUUAUGAUCGUGGUGGAAUAGAACGGCAAGGUCCAGAAAUUCUAGCUAAGGCUUGCGAAAAGGGACUGCUUGCAAAGGGAGAACGUGGGGAACUCUGUGGCCGACUUCUUGUGACCAUUGCACAUGAUAUUGCCUUGAAACAUCGUCACUCUCUGUCGGAAGCAGUUGAUGGACAUCCUCACAACCCAUAUUUCCAUCGACCUGUCCAUGUCCUCGACUUUCUCUGCGCACUGUUUACAGAAGACUUCCAUGAUGUGAUAUUGAAUGCCCACUCAGUGACAGCCAAGGAGGAUCUGCCUACCUUAGGAACGGCAUUUGCGACGUCUUAUAUCUUUUUUUCCCAUUUCGCUCUGGCCGAAGAUACUCGAAUGCUGUCUGCCUCAAACCUGGCAAUAGCUCUGCUGCGUGGCAUGGCUCUCCAAGCCAAAGACAAUCAGAAGUCGAUUGAUGCUGUUAUUCCUGUUCAUAUGGGUCCGCCAGACAUGUCUAUCUCACCAAAAUCAACAUCAGCGAUCAACUUGCAGUUCAAAAAUCGC
This is a messenger RNA of Cantharellus anzutake, 639 nucleotides long. RefSeq lists its product as uncharacterized. The record is from RefSeq and is a predicted model, not a curated record. The transcript has a single exon. Lineage: Eukaryota; Fungi; Basidiomycota; Agaricomycetes; Cantharellales; Hydnaceae. The annotation marks the transcript as partial.